AUGGUGUUGGAUGCAUCCAAAACCAAAAUGGUGUUGGAUGCAUCCAAAACCAAAAUGGUGUUUGACACAUCCAAAACCAAAAUGGUGUUGGACACAUCCAAAACCAAAAUGGUGUUGGACACAUCCAAAACAAAAAUGGUGUUGGACACAUCGAAAACCAAAAUGGUGUUGGACGCAUCCAAACCAAAAUGGUGUUUGGACACAUCCAAAACCAAAAUGGUGUUGGACAUAUCCAAAACCAAAAUGGUGUUGGACACAUCCAAAACCAAAAUGAUGUUGGACACAUCCAAAACCAAAAUGGUGUUAGACACAUCCAAACCAAAAUGGUGUUGGAUGCAUCCAAAACCAAAAUGGUGUUGGACACAUCCAAAACCAAAAUGGUGUUGGACACAUCCAAAACCAAAAUGGUGUUGGCGCAUCCAAAACCAAAAUGGUGUUGGACACAUCCAAAACCAAAAUGGUGUUGGACACUUCCAAAACCAAAAUGGUGUUGCACGCAUCCAAAACCAAAAUGGUGUUGGACACAUCCAAAACCAAAAUGGUGUUGGACGCAUCCAAAACCAUUUUCAAAAACAUUAA
This is a messenger RNA of Paramuricea clavata, 579 nucleotides long. Lineage: Eukaryota; Metazoa; Cnidaria; Anthozoa; Malacalcyonacea; Plexauridae. The record is from the annotation of a GenBank genome assembly.